AUGGCGUCAGCCAUGGCCAUGGCCGGCCAGGUUGGGCACGGCCUCGACGAUGCGGGGCGCCAGGGCGUGCGCGGCCACGCGCGUUGGAUGCACGGGCUCGCGGCGAACCAAAUGAGGGCGGCGCUGCCCUCCAAUGGUCGCCGGAGCGGCCACGGCGGCGGUGGCCGGCGGCAGAACUUGCAGGCGCACGUCGCCGGCGCGAUAGGCGGCGACCUAGGGCGAACGGCGGGCACCCGGGGAGGACCAGGAGCUCACCGUGGAGCUCGUGGUGGCAUCGGCGAGGCGAGGGGAGGCCGGAGUCGCCGGUGGGAGGCGGUGGCCGGCGCGGCGAGGUCGCCCGAUUGGCGCUGUAGGGGGCUCCCCGGCGACAGCCGUUUGCUGGAGGAGGUCGAGGGCGUCGUGGCGGAGCUCCCUGGCUCGUCGGCGGAGCGCGGGAAGGAGCGGAGCGGCGGCGACGGCGAGCUCUGGCCGGGCUAG
Lolium perenne is the source of this 477-nucleotide messenger RNA. Lineage: Eukaryota; Viridiplantae; Streptophyta; Magnoliopsida; Poales; Poaceae. The record is from RefSeq and is a predicted model, not a curated record.